GGGUACAAGAUAUUAAAAAUUCAUGAAGUAUGGCAUUUCCGGGAAGAAGACAGACGGGUGGGGCUGUUUGCUGACUACGUGAACACAAAGUCUGUAAUUAACAAACACCCUUUUGAAAAAACAGCAAACCCCCGUGUAAAAAAAUAAGAGGAAAAUGUAUGGAAAAGUAGCAGACAAAGUCUGCUUAGUAACUACCUUAAAAUGCAGACAAAGUCUGCAUAUCAACAUCUCUCAUUCAUUUGUUUGUUUAUUUUGUUUUGCUAGCUUUUGGGGGAAAUUUGGUGAGAGGAACAACAAGCCCCAAACCCACGUGAUUCAGAGUGCCCACCAGUUGUACUGUCUUCUCAACACCGCUUGUACCACAUCAGUACCGUCCGGAUUUGCACCGAAGAUGUCAUGGAAGUAGUAACCACUCGAGCAGAGGAAGAAGUAGAGCAAAAUGUGAAGACGAAUAUAUUUAUAGCUAUCUACACCACGGCUCAUGCGCGUUAAAAAUUGUAUUCAGCCUAAGAAACCUUGCAAGAAAGAGUGUUAUAUUAUGACACUGAUUCAGUGAUUUACAAAUGGCGCCCCGGGCAGGUAGAAAUUCCCCUGGGUGUUUUUUUGGGAGAUUUUACUGACGAAGCAGAAGGGGACCCUAUUAUUAAAUCUGCGAGUGGAGGGGCUAAAAAUUAUGGUUAUGAAACCAGGGGAGGGAAAGUAGAAUGUAAAGUGAGAGGGUUUUCAUUGAAUUAUAGAAAUAAAUUG
This is a messenger RNA of Porites evermanni, 747 nucleotides long. NCBI's taxonomy places the organism in Eukaryota, Metazoa, Cnidaria, Anthozoa, Scleractinia, Poritidae. The record is from the annotation of a GenBank genome assembly.